Molecule: messenger RNA, 576 nt
Organism: Pocillopora meandrina
Lineage: Eukaryota; Metazoa; Cnidaria; Anthozoa; Scleractinia; Pocilloporidae
Source: the annotation of a GenBank genome assembly
AUCCUUAAUUUGAUCACCAUUAUCGUAUUUGUGAGGCAGCGCAAACUACAGCACAGGAGCACAUAUCUGGUCAUCCACCUGGUUAUAGUUGAUCUCUUGGUCGAAGCGGUCUCAGGGCCUCUGUCUUUGACUCCUCCUCCAUUGACAAACGUUUCCUUAUUAUACCUUCGAAGUAUACUGAGCAGGUUGUUUCCUAUAGCAUCUGCAACUACACUUACUGCAAUUUCUCUGGAGAGACUGCAUGUUACAUUUUGUCCAUUUCGACAUCUCACCGUCAAAAAGCGUGCUUACGUCAAAGCGAUCGAUGCUAUUUGGGUGAUAUCCACCUCCCUGGAAAUAAUUCAAACUUUUGCGAUGCAAAGAAAUCUGUUUUCUAUCAGUGUAAUCGUGUAUUUCUCUUAUUUUUCAAGUGUCAUUAUAAUUAUUUCAAUCUCGUAUCUUUCGAUAUGUAUAAAAGUUCGACGUAGUCGGUAUCUUCAACACGAGUCUAUGGCCAUCAGAAACAGAGAAAAGAGACUCACAACUUCCUUAAUCAUUGCUUCAUUUGCAUCUCUACUGACUUUGUCACCAGUUUUC